AAAAAAUUGAGUCAUAGGUAUAUACGCAUGCGCUAGUAGCAAGAGUAGUUUACUAUUCUGACACUGGUGGCGUAUUAGUUGAUCACGAUUGCCGCUAGUAGUGAAGUAAUUUUAUCUUUAGAUCAAACUGCGUUUUAUCCGAGGUACGAAGUUUCUGGUUUUAUGAAUUUGUGUAAAGGAUAGUUCUGGUUGCUGUAUAUAGUGUACAAGAUGAAUGGAAAAAUGUCGUUGCUUCGCGCCAAAAUAUAGCCUAUUGUGAAGGGGUAGGUACACAUGGCUGACGAAAAAGACCUGCAGAACGGCUUGGACGAACAUCUAGAUAGUCCUCAACCCAACCAACUUGAUUCGUCUUACUUUGCUUACCAACAGUCCCAGUCGGUGUGGUAUUACGAUCCUUACCUGCACCAAACAGUGCCUGUACUUCUUCUAGAAGAGGGCGCAUUUUCAAAUACAUACCUCCCCAGCUCGGAGGAACACGACCAUGUAAUCCAAAAUACACCAAACACUGUACGUACUGGCCAUAGCAGCUCGCCUUCGAAUACGACUUUCACAGGUAUGGAAUGCAGAACCGAGGCACCAGUGCUAAGUGAGGUAAUAAAUGGUAGAGCUCACAACAGAAAGGAUUCUCCAAUGCCAACUAAAAUGUAUCAUAAUACUAGAAGGAAGUCGCUCCCCGUGAAUUUGAUAUUAGUGGGCGCGACUCCAAGUGGCAGUGAUAGUCAUUCGCACAACCAAGAUAAGUCAUUACCAAAUCCUGACGAGAGUUUUGAAAUAAACUAUUUCAAUGACCCACUUCAUGUAGAAUCGGAAAUAGUAAUAGGUAUGAAUGGAGACAUUGGCGAUGGUCACUCCACAGAUGCAGGAACCCUUAAUGAUGAGGCUAACUCUGAAAGUCAAUUCUCAAUUGAGACGAGCAGCUCAAAAGAGGCUAAUAGUGGGCGAACGCUUACACCAAAACAGUCCACCAAGUCUACCGCUAGUGAAUUUCGAGUCUCCGACUACCAUAAAACAGUUACACGGAAAGUCUAUGGAAAUGCUAAGCGCCUCGCUAAACAAAGAAUGGCUAAUGAGGCUGAAGAUCAGCGUGCGUCUAUACCAAGAACAGGGUACAUUCAGCCAACUGAGAAGAUCUUGAGCAACCCACCUGAAAAUCCACGAAAAACAACUCAAACGCUCAGAGAACCUACUGAGGUUGCGGCCAAAGCACCGUCGAGCGCGUCCACUAAAGAUAAAGAAAAUCAUCUUAUCGAGCUGCCCGUAGAUUUGCCGAAACUUCGAAAGGUCUGGCAAGAUGCCAUGAUUCCCCUGAAAGAAUGCGUACCGAGGGUUUACGCGAAUUCGUCGAAGAAACCUCAACGGGAAAGGUCCAAAUUUGAUCAACUGUUCGGUUCGGACACUGACGACGAUUAUGGCGAUAAAUCGACAAACGGCAAACGCUUGAUUAACUCGAUGCCUUGGAGGGUGAGAGAAAUCGAUGAUUAUAUUAUGUUGAUAAUAAAUCGCGGCCAGAUUUCGACGUGUGACGCCGUGUUUGAGACGGCCCUCGAGCUUAACGUUGAUGAAUCGGAAAGAGCGGUGGCCGAAUAUGGUGAGAUCAAACUUGAGUUGGAAAUUCCAAGUGUUGCUGAAGUGACCGUUUAUUCCGAUACAGUAACUGCGAGACAGGCUUGCGGUUCUGAUGAGACUGAAACAGUAAAUGAGAUUAAUAACCUCAUGGAGAUGCAUUGGAAUGAAACCGACAUCCCCAUUAUAUUUCACAACGAUCAAUGUCAGGAACUCACAGAUAGUGUUCAAAUGGAAUGUGGACGUGACACCGAAACCGAAAUUCGCAGUAGGCCCGCUCGUGGCCGGGCACGAGGCAGAGGUCGUCGGCAAGCUCGAGGUCGUGGGGGCAGAUAUACAACUCGAGCCACCUCCCAAUCUUCAAACGUUGAAGCGAUCGCCACCGAAUUUUGCAAGGAACUCUGGGAGCUCAUCUUUUACAAUGUGAAAAACUGCGAAAUACUAGUUAGGCAAACAAAAAGCUACACCAAAAUCCAGCCGGCGAAGGAGAAGAUUAAUUUAGUCCUGAAACACUAUCACCAAGCGCGAGAAAAGGAAGUUGAAGAACUAGCCCGGCUCACUCUGGGUUUUCUGCGCCAGCACACUAUAUCCAACUUUAUAUAUAAACAAUUUUUAAAAUUCUGCUACGAGUACGGUCGCCAAAAAGGAAUGCGGGUAACAGUUCCGGCGCUAGUGAAAUUUCUGUUCUCUGUUGUGUUGAAAAUUAAAGAGAUGGAAACCAAUCUGGAAGGAUUCGUUCGGCAGUUUUGCGCGGAGGUGGAAGGAGAAUACGAUACCGCUGUAAGGCGGCGGAACGUUAGGGACGAUUUUAUUCUUCCCAAAUUUCCUCAUUCGCCACCGCCACUCUAUCCAUUGGAGGCAGCCAUACGAACUGAAGUCGGUAGUUCCACAUUCCAAAAUUCUACGCUCGCCAAUAUUGAUUACACCGAUUUACCUGAGUAUUCAGAAGCGGCGGCGCUAGUGCGGACUGCUAUUGCGACAGAACAGGCACUUCAUCGAAUGCAAAAUGCGAUGUCCACUAUCGAAUGCGAGCCUAAACCGGAACCAAGUGAUGCAUUUACAGCGGUGCAAAAACAGUUAUUAAAGCUGCAGGUGUUGCAGUACCACGAGUUAUUUCAGAAUUACCAGCGACUUGUGGAGAGCGCCCGACAAGAGCAGUGGCACGUACCUCAUUAUUACUACUUCCAAUGGCCCAGAAUUGGUGUUAAUGACCAGACUGACAUUGCACCCCCUGCACCUCCUACAAAUGCAUGGGAUGAUGGCGCACAUUCUGAUCGACAUUGUCAGAUGAACGAUGACUACCACAGUCAAGAGCAAAUCACGAACGUCUCACGUCCUAGUACACCAGAGUGCCUGAGGGCUGAAACUGCAGCACAAAACACCAAUCCUGGCGCGUUGCCCUCAAGCGAGCCAACAGAAACUACCACACCCGCCUAUUCUACUGUUAUUAAAAGAAGUAACUCUCCACCGGCGAAAAGGACGAGACCAAACAAUGACCAAAAUGCAAUCAUCGACCUCGACCAGUGGUACAUGGAAAAAAUGAGACAAUCCGACUUUAUCGAUUUGGACGAUUACGACGGUCCCAUUCAAGAUCGGAAGGAUCCUGUUCAGAAUUCUGGAGACUAAGACCUUUACUUCGGGAAGCGAACAAGACUAUGGAGUCCAAUGUUAUUGCCGCGGUCACAUUACCCAGUUCAUAGUACAAAAUGUUUCAGUACAAAAACUAAUUAUAUGUACCUAAAUAACUGUUUUUAUAUCAAAAGAUUUAUUUAUUAACUGUUACCAUGUUUUAAAGAUAGUAUUUAGCGUUUUAAUUUCGUCUCUGCUUAGAA
Photinus pyralis (common eastern firefly) is the source of this 3395-nucleotide messenger RNA. RefSeq lists its product as uncharacterized. The coding region runs from base 274 to 3189 and encodes 971 amino acids. The record is from RefSeq and is a predicted model, not a curated record. The transcript is spliced from 6 exons. Lineage: Eukaryota; Metazoa; Arthropoda; Insecta; Coleoptera; Lampyridae.